Molecule: messenger RNA, 2743 nt
Organism: Parnassius mnemosyne (clouded apollo)
Lineage: Eukaryota; Metazoa; Arthropoda; Insecta; Lepidoptera; Papilionidae
Source: the annotation of a GenBank genome assembly
GUCCUCACGGGUGACGCCGCAUCUGUAUUUGGAUUCUUUGUUGAGAAUAAAUGUAGAUGUCUAUGGACCGCAGCAACCACUUACCAUCAGGUGGACUGUGUGCUCGUUUGUCACCCUUAUCCUAUAAAAAAAUAGCAAUAGGGCGAUAACUUAAUGCUGAAGAAUGGUCUUUACCAGGUUUUAAAAUGAGUAUAAUAAUAUGUGUUUUCCAGUCAUCUGGAAUAGAACCGGUUGUAAAAGUAAUGCUUAACACCAACUGCUAACACGUAGUACCCAUAUUACCAAGAAAUGAGUAGGGGAUACCAUCAAUGCCAGGAGUGGAAUCCUUUAGGUGCUUAAGCACUUACUGCAUGUCAACUAUUGAAAAUGGUUCAUUAAGGUCAUUAAAAGAGUUAGAUGAGUUAGGAUGAAAUGAUUUGGAGGUAGGAAAUAUCUCUUCUUCUAAUGGAACCCAGGGGGAGUCAGUCUGAUAUAUUAGAUUAAAAUAACCGUUCUGUUGCCGUUCGUUUUGUAAUAAUUAAGGAGCAAUCUGCAUACCACCAUGGUGGUGAAGAAAUUAUUUUUGUGGAGGAAUUCUUCAAAGGGAAAAUUUAGCAGGCUAUAUUAUUCCAAAGGGUUAUAAACUGGGAGUAGACACAGAAGUAUAUCUGGAGAUACUGGGGAUAGGUCAGCUCCAGUUGAGAGGGGGCGUGGGGGAGGGCAAUGUGGGCGGAACCGCCCAGGGCGCCAGGGCUUACAGGGCGCCAUACGCGCCAGCUUAACUUCACCACUUCAUUUAAUUCUACUAACUAUCUCUGUCAAUCUAAAGAAAAAAUAAAUGCAGCGUAGAUUAACUUUCACGAACUUAUCUCGUCAGAGUGUCAUUUAUGAUCAUGAGUAUUCACAUUCAACAUAUCAUUUUGUCACUUGUCGUAUCUCUCAUUUACCAAUAUAGAACGAGAGAGACACACUGAGCAACAAGCGAGAAAUUAUAACUCGUAUUAGGUUAUCUGUAUUAUAUUAUAUUUUCUUCGCCAUCUACAUACUGUUAAGUUUAUAAACAAAUUAAAAAAAUAAAAGCCAGUCGGCAGCCGAACUGGAAGUAGAUGUUUUAUUAUUAUUAUGAAGAUUUAGAGGCCAUACGUCAAGACAUUUCAUCUUUGUUACGUCGAAGCUCAGCGGCGAAAUCAAAAUCUUCCCAAAGAUGAAUUUAUUGCACUGAAAAACUUACGCAACAGACCAGAUCUCACGAUUCUCCGCGCAGAUAAAGGUAAUGCUACGGUUAUAAUGGAUACGUCGGAUUACAAUUUUAAAAUACAACAACUUUUAUCGGAUGAAAGUACGUACGUAAAAGUUCAAAACAGACACUACAACUAAUGCACUUAAAACAACUAGCGAUCUAAUAAAGAAAUACUCCGAGAAACUGAAUCUAGGCGUUAAUUCGAUAAUACCUACGUGUGCCAAACCGCCGAAGUUGUAUGGGUUACCAAAAAUACACAAACCGAAAGCUCUAUUACGUCCAAUAGUGAAUCAGAUCGAUUCGCCAACUUACAGAUUGGCUCAACACCCAGCAAAAGUACUAUCACCACUCAGAGGACACACAAGAGCACACACUAAGGAUUCAUACCAUUUUGUCAGUGAGAUAAAAGACCUAUGUCUUACUGCCAAUGAAACUAUGGUCAGUUUUGAUGUUCAGUCUCUAUUUACAUGCCUACCUGUUGAAGACUGCAUCUCAAUUGUAACUAGGAAACUAGAGGAAAACAACAUGCCAGCAAACUAUGCAGUAUUACUCAGACAUUGCAUUACAUCUGGCUAUCUAUUGUGGAAGGAAGAGUUUUACAAGCAAGUAGAUGGUGUUGCGAUGGGCUCACCGGUAUCUCCUAUUGUCGCCGAUAUUUUCAUGGAGGAGAAAGCCAGUAACUCCAGGGUUCUACAAGCGAGAGCACGAGGGAUCUGUGACAGCAAACACCUGACCGCCGAGCUUCAGCACGUCAAGCAGGUUCUGCACGACAAGAAGCUUCAGGUUCCGCGCCUACGUCACAGUGACCGAGUGAAGCCAGCCACAGUCGAGCGUGUGCCUGCUGUACUACCAUAUGUCAGAGGUGUCACAGACAAGAUUGGCUACAUCUUGAAGCGAGCUUCUAUUAGAACAUUCUUCAAGCCGCCGAAGAAGAUUAGUCAGUUCUCACCAUCCGUCAAGUGCAAUAUUCCUCUAUAAGAUGCAGGAGUGUACAAGCUUGAUUGUGAAUGUGGUCUCUCAUAUAUAGGGCAAAGAAAAUAAUCAAUAAAAAUCCGCGUAAAAGAACACAUAGCUGACGUGAAGCACCAACGUUCCGGGAAGUCUGCAGUUUGUGAUCAUAUCCUAGACGGCCCCCGCCAUUACAUCUGAUUUGAUAAAUCACAAAUUCUCACGAAAGAACAUCGAUUCCUGCCAAUAAUGAUACGUGAGGCUAUUGAAAUUAAAUAACAUCUUAAUUUUAAUAGAGAGGGAGGCUGGGUACUACCACCUGCUUGGGAUCCUGUAAUUAAUAAAAUUAAAACUAAACCCAAGCACACCACUGCAAGACUUCAAGAUACAGUAAGUUCAUUCUGCGUAGAUAGGACCAAAAUUAAUAAUUAAAAAAGCUGAAGGUACUCGGGGUUCACCAUGACAUCGGUAUGUCAAUCACCUGAGUCCCCCGUGACCAUGGGUGCUGGAAAGCACCCGAAACGUCGGGAAUUAAUAAAAAUAAGCAAAAUAAGUUAAUUAAACGCGAUAAAAUCC